AUGACUCCCGAGGCACUCAACGAAACCGUCAUUUUAUAUGUUGGACCCAAGAGAAAGAAGUACAUCGUUCAUAAAAAGAUAUUGUGCGACCAGUCAGAUUUCUUCAAUGCCGGGUUCAACAAAGCUUUCGAAGAAGCAGCCAACGGAGAAAUGUAUCUUCCUGAAGAUAAUCCUGCUACCUUUGCUGAUCUAAUCGAAUAUCUCUAUCGUGGCGCUCUUCCAUAUACCGAAAAAUCUGGCACUUCCUUCCUGCUCAAACUUUACUAUCUAGCAGAAAAGAUUUGCAUGACAUUAUUGAUGGAUCAACUUAUAGAUAAGAUAAUGGAAGUCCACAUGAUGAAACACCCCAGAGGUUUUAGUGCAGCGGCGGUUCAAUCUAUCCACAAUCAUACUCAUGGCACAAGUAAGCUUCGACUAUACGCUUCGGCUUUGCUGGCUUUCAAGAUACACGUUGAGACUGAGGAGGCUCUUGAGAAAUACCUCCCGCUUAACAAAUCUUGCCCAGAGCUCUUCGUAGAGAUUUUCCAGAUUAUUUCUAUGCAUAGAGAAUCUGUAGUCAAUUUCACUAGUGCAUCGAAAGGUGUUAGGGAUGCUUUCGGACCAUGUGAUUUUCAUUUUCAUAGUCCCGAUGGUAUUUGCUAUAGGAACGCUAAGAGGUCCAAGACAAUGGGGAACAAGGAGAAUGAAUUGAGCAGGUCAUCUGCCUUAAAAAGGGUCGAUACUUUUGAUAGCUGUCCUUAA
This is a messenger RNA of Botrytis byssoidea, 741 nucleotides long. RefSeq lists its product as uncharacterized. NCBI's taxonomy places the organism in Eukaryota, Fungi, Ascomycota, Leotiomycetes, Helotiales, Sclerotiniaceae. The record is from RefSeq and is a predicted model, not a curated record. Gene Ontology annotation, molecular function: protein binding. The transcript has 2 exons. The coding region runs from base 1 to 741 and encodes 246 amino acids.